Messenger RNA from Penicillium angulare, 3060 nucleotides. RefSeq names its product VIT and vWA domain-containing protein. The transcript has a single exon. Bases 1 to 3060 code for a protein of 1019 amino acids. Lineage: Eukaryota; Fungi; Ascomycota; Eurotiomycetes; Eurotiales; Aspergillaceae. The record is from RefSeq and is a predicted model, not a curated record.
AUGUCUCUUUUCCAACCUUACACCUCGUAUUCGCCGGUUCACUGUGGCUGCAAGGUGUACAUCCACAACACUUGGAAAUACCUGCCUCAAGUAUCUCUCAACGCCCAUGCAAUAAUUCUUUCUUCUGUAUCUCGAACCACUCUCACACAGACCUUUGUCAACCCCACAGACUUCAUCCUUGAGGAGGUUUCAUACAAGUUCCCUCUUUAUGAUGGCAUUAGUGUCGUUGGCUUCAAAUGCCAAGUCGGUACUCGUUUGCUUCACAGCAAGGUCAAAUCAAAAGAACAGGCAAACACCGAUUACGAAAAUGCGAUCGAGAGAGAAGAGUCUGCUGCUAUCAUGGACCACUCAGAUACACAAGGUGAUAUCUUCACUGUUCGUCUUGGCAAUGUCCCUGCCAAUGAAAAAGUGACUGUAGACAUCACUUUCGUUGGCGAACUAAAGCAGGAUGCACAGAUGGAUGGAAUACGAUAUACUCUGCCAAGCUCGAUUGCCCCUCGAUAUGCCAGCACAUGGAAUUACUCUCAAAAGAAUGCACAGUCCUCUGGAUUUCCCGCGACGCUAAACGGCAUUUCUAUCACCGCUGAUAUUCUCCUUGAAAAGGCGUCUGUGAUUCGAGAGCUCCAUUCUACUAGCCACUCUCCAAAGGUUUCUCUCGGUCGAACCUCAACUACAUCAUCAACCUCUACUUCAUUUGAACCAUCUCAGGCCUCCGCAAGCUUACGCUUACAGAAGGGUAAUCAGCCAUUGCUAGAGCAAGACUUUGUUCUCGUCAUCAAAGCUGAUAAACUUGAUACCCCACGCGCCUUACUCGAAUCACACCCAGAUAUACCCGGUCAGCGAGCCCUGAUGGCUACAUUAGUUCCUAAAUUCAAUCUUCCCAGCAACCAGCCGGAGAUUAUCUUCAUAAUUGAUCGGAGUGGAAGUAUGAAUGACAAGAUCGUGACGCUGCAAGAGGCUCUCAGAGUCUUUCUAAAAUCGCUGCCUCCAGGAAUUUGCUUUAACAUCUGCUCCUUUGGCUCAAGUCAUUCUUUUCUUUGGCCUAGGAGCAAAGUCUAUGACCAGUUCAGUUUGAAGCAGGCACUGGAUUUUGUGAAUACUGUGAAUGCAAAUAUGGGGGGCACUGAAAUGGAGCCUGCAGUAAGGGCUACCGUUCGAUCUCGCUUAGAAAACAAGGAUUUGGAAGUUCUCAUACUUACAGAUGGUCAAAUAUAUGACCAAGAUAGUCUCUUCAACUUUGUUAGAGAAUCAUCGUCCAGCAAAAACACGCGAUUCUUCUCUCUUGGUAUUGGCUCCGCAGUCUCACAUUCGUUGAUUGAAGGUGUUGCUCGCGCUGGUCAAGGCUUUUCUCAAUCAGUGAUUCAAAAUCAGGACCUUGAUCGUUGUGUCGUUAGAAUGCUCAAGGGAGCCCUUACUCCCCAUAUUUACGACUACAAGCUUGAGGUCGACUAUGAGCACACGCUCGUUAGUGACUUCGAAAUUGUAAGCGACACCGAGAAUUUCAUGUCAGAUACAGAGACAGAGGUCCAAAGUCCCCCUCGAGCUACUCCAAAUCCAGCGCAGGUCAUUAAGCUCUAUUCUGAUGACUUUGUCGAGCCUGAUACAAUCCUUGGAAUUGAAGGACCCCAGAAAGGUGUUGAUCUUCCCAAUAUUUCCGCACCGAAGAUCAUUCAAGCUCCGCAUAAAAUACCUCCUCUUUACCCCUUCAUCAGAACGACAGUCUAUCUAUUGUUGGACCCCGAAUCUUCCGACAAAAUUCCACGGUCGCUCACAUUCAGAGCUACUUCCAAACAAGGCUCUCUGUGCUUGCGUAUCCCUAUUACUGAUAUAGGCCAAGGCGAAACAAUUCAUCAACUUGCCUCGCGCAAAGCGGUCGUGGAACUAGAAGAACUGCACGGAUGGCUGAGUGAGUCCAAGGACAAAAGUGGUAAUCCAUUUUCUCAACUUCAUAACCAAACACAAGAGAGAAUCGCUGCUCGUGAAUGUCAGAGUCUGGGCAUCAAGUAUCAGGUUACAGGAAAAUACUGUUCUUUUGUUGCUCUUGAAGGAAAUACCGAAGCAUCCUCGGAAGGCUUGCAGCAUGGUUCCACCGAGGUGAUCUACGUUGAAACAGCAAGGAAGACUAGCAAUAGGCCUGUGGAGACAAAGAAAAAGCGCCGCCGAGUCGCCUCUCGUAUAUUUGCUCCUUGUACCUACAGAUUUUGUUCAAUUACUAAUAACAUGUCUGCAGUUUUAAUGGAUCGUACCAUCUCCUCUCCGGCAAUCUAUUCCCCUCCAGCCAUGCGCGCCGGGCGCGCUUCAUGCGGAAGGAGUGGAAUACAGCAACAGCAAAUGCAGCAACAGCAGUCGCAAGGUCAGGCUGCGUAUAGCGGUUUUGGCGGAGGACUCUUUGGAAACACCCGAGGUCCUGCAUCUCCUUCAAGGGGGCCUACACCUUACAAUGCACGUUCCAAAACCCGUUCUGGGGAUUUUUUCGGUGCCGCGUCUGCUAUUCCCCAAAAUAACACUGGAGCUUAUGCCUCUUCAUGCAUGCCUACUACCGCUCCUCCGCCUCCCAUGGUAUCUUCCGGGUGUCUAUUUGGUAGUGCACCAGCAUCAGGGGCACCGGCAAAUGCAGUCGCCGGGAGCAGAAUAUCCCUGGCAAAAAGGUCUAGCGUUAUCAGGGAUUCCGCCUCGGAAGAGGCUUUUAAAAUGAGCGCUGUCGCCGCAACCCCCAAAUCGAUGGUCCAUGCUUUGAUCAACUUGCAGGAAUUCGAUGGAAGCUGGGUCUGGGAAGAGAAUCUUUUCAAUAUUCUUGGGCGGGCAGUGGAUGACAUACGUACUAAGAUCAUAUGCAUGCUCCAGAAUGAUGGUAUUAGAGAUACAAUGAAUGAACGAGAAGACAACAUUGUCGCUACCUUGAUGGCCAUGGGCUGGUUGAGACAGGAACACCCUGACACAAAGGCGACAUGGGAGCUUGUCUAUGAGAAGGCAGAUGCGUGGGUGCAGCAAGAGAUUGUGCAAGUGCAGAGUGAAAUUAUGAAUGCUUAUGGGACGGAGUUCUGGAUGGAGUUUAUUUGA